UACAAAUAUAAAAAAUAAAAUAAAAAGCAAGAGCCUUGAUUUUCAAUUUGAGCUGUUAAUCAAGUUAAAGAGAAGAUGGGCAGAAAAUUCUUCGUCGGUGGCAACUGGAAAUGCAAUGGAACGACUGCAGAGGUGAAGAAGAUUGUUACCACAUUGAAUGAAGCUGAAGUCCCUUCAGAAGAUAUUGUGGAGGUUGUUGUGAGCCCUCCAUUUGUGUUUCUUGCUUUUGUUAAGAGUUUGUUGCGGUCUGAUUUCCAUGUUGCGGCACAGAAUUGUUGGGUUCGCAAAGGUGGUGCUUUUACCGGAGAGGUUAGUGCGGAGAUGCUGGUGAAUUUGGGCAUUCCAUGGGUCAUUCUCGGUCAUUCUGAAAGAAGACUUAUUCUAAAUGAGUCCAAUGAGUUUGUCGGCGACAAGGUUGCUUAUGCACUUUCUCAAGGCUUAAAAGUUAUUGCUUGUGUUGGGGAGACUCUUGAGCAACGAGAAUCAGGAUCGACAGUGGCUGUUGUUGCUGCCCAAACAAAAGCAAUAGCAGAAAAAGUAUCGAGCUGGGAGAACAUUGUUUUGGCGUAUGAACCAGUUUGGGCAAUUGGGACUGGGAAGGUUGCAAGCCCUGCUCAGGCUCAGGAAGUCCAUUUUGAGUUGAGAAAAUGGCUUCAGGACAAUGUUGGUGCUGAAGUCGCUGCAUCAACCAGAAUUAUUUAUGGAGGUUCUGUAAAUGGAGCAAACUGCAAGGAAUUGGCAACACAGCCAGAUGUGGAUGGAUUUUUGGUUGGCGGAGCUUCCCUUAAGCCGGAGUUCAUCGACAUUAUCAAGUCAGCUACAGUGAAGAAGAAUGAUUGAGGUCAGAGAAUGUCCAUCUAGCUUGUUGCCAAACUUGAGUUAUAAACUUCUGUUGUUAAUACUUGUCAAAAAAGACUUGUACUGUAUUAUUACUUGCCCAAAAAAACCUUGUAGUUGUGUUGCCCAGCACAUUCUCGACGUAAUAAGUAAGAAUUCCUUGGUACUGAGUUUACUUUCAAUUAAGUGGAAAUAUGAUUGUGAAUUUGAUAAGUCAA
This is a messenger RNA of Prunus persica (peach), 1055 nucleotides long. RefSeq names its product triosephosphate isomerase, cytosolic. The transcript is spliced from 9 exons. The record is from RefSeq and is a predicted model, not a curated record. Gene Ontology annotation, biological process: glycolytic process; glyceraldehyde-3-phosphate biosynthetic process; gluconeogenesis. Gene Ontology annotation, cellular component: cytosol. Gene Ontology annotation, molecular function: triose-phosphate isomerase activity. Bases 76 to 840 code for a protein of 254 amino acids. Lineage: Eukaryota; Viridiplantae; Streptophyta; Magnoliopsida; Rosales; Rosaceae.